CCAGUCAGGUUAUAAGUGAUGAUUCGGUUUUAGUUAAAAAAUUGAAAAAUAAGCAAAGAACAAAAUUUCUGGAACCUCUAGACAAAAUGGUACCAGAAUCAAUGCCUUUUGCUAUACAGGUAGAAUGUAAUAACUUUAUAUCUAAUUUUCCAUCAUGGAAUGUAUCGAGAUUACCAUAUGGAUUGUCUCAUAGCGGAGACUGGAAAGAAAGUGAAGUUAAACUUAUAGAAGUUACAAAAAAAAUUUUGGAGACAUUUAAAAAUAUUUGGUGCAAUCCAGCCUUUCACCCUGAAUUCGUUGAGUCAUUAAAUGAAGGAACCUACGUAAAUAAUGUUGUUCCGUUAAUUAAUGCAGCUUUGUAUAAUAAUCCUUUUGGAGAAUCAGCAUUUAUCACCAUUAUCGCAAGUGCGGACAGAAGAGGUGAUGGAAGAAUGGGAAGGAAACCUAACAUUAUGUUCGUAACCAAAGACAAUGAUAAAUUUUAUGAAUUAAUGUAUUUGGAAUGUUUCCGAAUUGUUUGUACUGACCAAAAAGAAGAGGACGAUUAUGUGAAAUUAUGGCGUGAGGUUAAUGACGGGAUGUUCUGGGCGCAUAAAAGCCGCAGAUUAGAAAAAGAACAAUUUGGUAUCAUAGGAAUACAGGACGUAACAGAGU
This is a messenger RNA of Racocetra persica, 654 nucleotides long. The record is from the annotation of a GenBank genome assembly. Lineage: Eukaryota; Fungi; Glomeromycota; Glomeromycetes; Diversisporales; Gigasporaceae.